AACAAAAAAAAAUUUACUAAACAAAAAAUUAAAGUUAUUAUCUAUAAUAUUUAAGAGUCCGUAAGAGAUUUAAAUCAUUACUUACCUUUAUUCUGAUAUUGAGUUCAAUUUUCAUUUUUUGCAAACAAGCAAUGAAUAAAAGAACAUUGGGAAAAAAAAACCCUUUUUUUUCUUAUGUCUAUUAUGCUUCCUAUUUGUUACAAAUGAUAUUUUAGGACAGUAAAUAUUUUUAUCUUACAUAUGAAAACUAAGAGUUGUAGUGCGAAAGUGCAAAGUUUAAAGAUUAUAAUACAUCAUCCUCAUGGGAGCGUUGUAAGUGGAAGGGCACAGCGCUCUCAAGCUCACGGGGAAGUUUCCGAAUUGAAUCUAAGUCAGGCCAUUAUCGCAAUAGCAUCGGGGCCAAUAAAACCAGACUGUGGCAGAGAUAUGUUACUUAUCGGGUCUCCUACACAGAUUUUAGCGUACGAUGUACACGACAACAUUGAUCUCUUCUUCAAAGAAGCACAAGACGGUGUGAACGUUAUAGUCACAGGAAACUUUGGCAAAUAUAAUGAGGUGGUGGUAAUUGUUGGUGGUAAUAGUUCCGUACAAGGUCUCGACUGGCAGGGAAAUGAAUUAUUUUGGAAUGUCGUCGGUGGAAAAGUGUAUGAUAUUAUCACUUUUGAUUUUGAUAAAGAUGGAGAAAAUGAGCUCCUCAUUGGCUGUGACGAUUCAUUCAUCAGGGUAUUAAAAAAUAAUCAGUUCAUUGUGGAGAUUGCAGAAACAGGACCGGUUGUAUGCUUGGCUACAGUCUCGGACGUUAGGUUUGCAUAUGGUUUGGCGAAUGGAACAAUUGGUAUUUAUGAAGAAGGAAUACGUUUGUGGAGGGUUAAAUCAAAACAAAAUGCACUCUCACUGCGUUGGUCGGGCGAUUCGCUCGCGUGCUGUUGGGGCAACGGGCGUAUUGACUGGCGUGAGGGCAACACAGGGAAAGUACUUCGACGUGUUCAAAUGAGAAUGAAUGCCGCUGCGAUGCUUCUCGCUGAUUACCGCUCUGUUGGUGCUCCGGACUUGGUCUGCGUGUCUGAUAGGGGCGAAGUUUUGGGCUAUCCUCCGUACCAAGAAAAUACUGGUUUUAACGCAACAUCAAAGAAGAUGCCAACAGAGGAAGAUAGGAUGGCUAUUACUGAGUUAUUUAAUAAGAAACAGGCUUUAAUGGUGGAACUUCAGCAUUAUGAAGCCAAUGCAGCGAGUGGGUCCACCAGUCUGGAGAGUGCUGAUCGUCCCAUGACGGCGAUGCCAACUAACACGCGUUUACAGGUCGCCGUCAGUGCUGUGCCUGAUGAGGGAAACUUGGACUUAGCAAUAACUACGAACAACGAGACUAUAGUCCGUGCGGCGUUGAUUCUGGCGGAGGGUAUUUUUGAAACAGGGGAAACGUUGGCGCGGCACCCCUUACCUGCGCAGCUACGGUCCAUUUUGCAUGUACCCUUAAAACCGCCAAGAGAUGUACCCGUCGAUGUACACAUAAAGGCAUUAGUUGGUUAUGGAGACAGUGAACAGUUUCAUAUAUUUGAACUUACAAAACAACUACCAAGAUUUUCUAUGUACACCUUAGCUCCUCCAUCAUUAGCAAACACGAAACAUGGCAGCCAUGUCACAUUCCAUAUCACCGAAAGAGUCCAGAGGAUCUGUAUUUGGUUAAAUCAGAACUUCCUUCUAGAACAAGAAAUAGAGUUGGAAACAGAGGAGACAAAGGAACUUAAUAUAAGUUUUAUAUGCUUGAGAGAUAGGACUCGGUUGGACAUGGAUUUCAAAGCAGAUGGCCAAGUCAAGUUUAGCACAACUGAUAUAAGGCUUGCUGGUGAUCUUAUACAGAGUUUGGCUAUAUUUUUAAACCUAUCUGACUUACAGUCGGUUGCUCAUUUUCCGGAGGCAGAAAAGAAACUACGGGCUGAAAUGGAUAAUGUUUCAGAAAUAGGAGAAAUGAGAUCUCGAUUAGCUGCCGAAACUGCGGAGCGUGCUCAAUUGAUUACUGCGCUAUUACCUGCUGCACAAGACGCAGCUUCGUAUGAUUUAAAGGAAAUGUUGAAUCGAUAUAAAGAAGUAAUUAUGUUGAAUGAAGAACUUUUGAUGGGGUGUCACAUACGUAGAGCAACUCAAGAGCAGGCAGUUACUUCACUGAAAAAUCUUCACACUGUUUUACAACAAGCAACUCGAUUAAGAGUGGGAAAAUACAGUAAAGCUGUAGUUUCAGCCAGCAGAAAAGCUGUAAGAGAAAAUAAUAUUGAAGCUUUAAUUAAAAUUAUUCAGGUAGGGGAUUCCUAAUUAUAAGCUGAUAAAUGGACAACACAAUAUAAUAAACAUUAUAAUUUAUUUUAUUACAUAAUCAGUCAUUAUUAAAU
Messenger RNA from Galleria mellonella (greater wax moth), 2384 nucleotides. Its product is annotated as Bardet-Biedl syndrome 2 protein homolog. The record is from RefSeq and is a predicted model, not a curated record. Gene Ontology annotation, biological process: non-motile cilium assembly. Gene Ontology annotation, molecular function: protein binding. Bases 241 to 2307 code for a protein of 688 amino acids. The transcript has 11 exons. Gene Ontology annotation, cellular component: motile cilium; BBSome; neuron projection. Lineage: Eukaryota; Metazoa; Arthropoda; Insecta; Lepidoptera; Pyralidae.